AUGUUAGCAGAGCUGCUAAAGGGGACCAAAUCGUUAGAGAAGGGUUUACAAGAAACAAGAGAAUCACUAAAGGAGGAUUUGCAAGAAACUAGAGAAGAGGGAAGAAUAUCCCGAGAAUUAUUAGAGAAAGGUCUCAGAGAAUCACUAGAGAAGGGUUUACAAGAAACUAACACAUCGUUAGAGAAGAGUUCACAAGAAACAAGAGAAUCACUAAAGGAAGAUUUACAAGAGAUCAAAACAUCACAACUGAAGAUGGAAUAUAAUUUGAAGAAGGAAAUGCAGAAGUUGCAAGAACGACUGAAGAUGGACAUCGACGAGAGAGAGAGGAAGCUACAGAAGAGCAUAGACCAAGUCCAGGGAGACGUGGAGAAGAUGGAAGGAAAGUUAGCAAAAAAGAUAGAAGACGAUAUUGAAGAAACAAAAGCCGAAUUGGGGGAAAGAAUCAACGAAGUGGAAACAAACUGCAAUCAUCGAAUCGCCGAGGUGACGCAGAUGCAGAAACAAUGCAAUGAGGCGGUUAAGGGGAUAGGAGAUAGGCAAAACCAACUAGCUGUCAAUCUGAGAAAUGCUACAGCCUUGCAACGAGAAGAGGAUAACAAGAGGGUUGAAAUGGAGGUCAAGCAGUUACAACAGGGAGUGCAGCAAUUGGAGAGCAAGACAGAAGAAAUUGAUAAACGAAUUAGCAAUGCCACCUUAGCCAUUGGGGGAGGCAAGGUCGUUACAUUGAUGAGCAGUGAUAAUCGGUGCAUCCAAAGUAAUACAGGGCAGAAAUUUAGACCGAAAGGAGGGUUGCACCCAAUGAUAUUUAUGAAGUGGCUAAAAGGAGUUUUCCCAGCACAUCUUAAGGACUCAGACAAGAUUCAAUUUGCAAUAGAUAGAAUGGAAGGUGAGGCCUUCACUUGGGGAGUCAGGAAGAAGGAAGGGACUACUAGUUAUGACCAGUUUGAAGAGGAAUUCUUGAAGAAAUACUGGUCCAAAAGCCAUCAAUGUGCAGCAAUUGAGGACCUACUACACCGCAAGUCACUUAGUACAUGGAGAGGAACGUUGAGAGAGUUUGCCGAACAUUUGUGGGAAUUGAACGAGACCUUGGAACAACCCCUGAGUGAUGACGUAAUGAUAUCAGCGAUAAAAAGAAGAAUGAGCCAGAGAAUGCAAGAAACUGUAUCCGGGAGCCUAAUUGAAGAUAGGGAGGCCUUGAUGAAAAUACUGGAACAGUUGGAAUCUGUUCGAUCACAGGGACACAAUCAACCUAAUGAUCAAAACCGAGGGGGAAAUAAUGACCCAAGAAAUCAUUUUGGUAAUUCGUCUAAUUAUAGAGGAAGACGUGGUGGUCAUAGGUACAGGAACCAUGGUGGUGAACGUCAAUGGAGAAAUGAUUGGAGAAGAAGUGAAGAACCAAGAGAUCAUGAGAGAAGAUGGGAUAGGCGAAUGAAUGACACAAUGCAUAUAGAAGAGGUGGAGAGACCGGAAAACUGA
Molecule: messenger RNA, 1476 nt
Organism: Schistocerca nitens (vagrant locust)
Lineage: Eukaryota; Metazoa; Arthropoda; Insecta; Orthoptera; Acrididae
Exons: 1
Coding region: 1-1476 (491 amino acids)
Source: RefSeq, a predicted model, not a curated record